CUUGUUUUUUUCUCAGAGAAGAGAUAACAUGCUCGGCUUCUUUUAGCGUAAUAAACUUCAUGCAAAUGGUAAAAUAAUCAAAAAUACACAACCCUAGCUUCACCGUUUCCACAGCGACGUUGUCAAACAAACACCCUGCAGGCCUAGUUGCAGAAAUUGGUUUCCACUAGAUAGCACAGCCACAAAGUCAAAAUUGGCCAAAUCCUAAAAGUGAAGGAAAAGAAAAUGUGCUUUUUGGUCUUAAAUUAAGGUCCGGGGUUAGGUUUAAAAAUCACAUAUUAAUAAGAGAAAUUGUAUAAAUAUGCGGGGUUUGUGGCGGUGGUAACUAGUGACGCCCACAGAAACCAGACAGCUAUUACCUAAACUAACCCCAGUUGUUCUAUGUAGCGUUUAAUAAAAUAACACAUAUGGAGUUCACAGGUAGCAGUUACACUGGAGCCUUCAAGAAUGGCAGGAUGGAGGGAGAAGGAGAGUAUAAAUUCCCCACAGAGACAAGAUAUGUUGGGGAGAUGAAGAAUGGCAUGUUCCAUGGAAAAGGUGUACUCCAUUUCACAAAUGGAAGCAUAUAUGAAGGAACUUGGGAGAAAGGAAUAUCCAAACAGGGAAAGUAUACUUUCUCUGAUGGACUGAAGUACCAAGAGAAGGACUGGGAGUUUUGUGAUGGCUAUGACAGACAGUUCUACACUGAGAGGUGCAAUGGACUCAAACCUGCAGGGGAGUCUCAGCUGAUUGACCAAGACUCAUUGCAUGUCAUCCCAGAUGGCUGCUAUGACUGUGGGGAUGGAUUCUACGACCCCAACGCCAGGGUCAUUACUGACUAUGAGCAUCACUUUCUCAGAAACGCAGAUGACUAUGAACAUGAGUGGAUUGUGUCCACUUGUCGGAAGAGCUGGGACGAGAUCGUUGGACAUUCACCUGAAAACUAGGCCACAUUUCAGAACUGGACAUUGAGUUUCUGGCCUGAGCGAGAAAAAAUAAAUAAAAGGCAGCUCAUUUAUGGAAUGUUAAACUGUGGUGCAUACAGGCCUACCUGUGAAUUAUAUUUUCUGAAAUAUCCUACAUGUUAGUUUUUAUUUUAAAUAGGUUUAAUUUGACCAGAUGCAUAAAACAAAAUAGCUAAGCCUAUUUUAGAUGCACAAAAACAUAGUGAAGCACAUGUGAGGUGCUAAAAUGAAAUAUGUGGAGGAAGUUAAGCUAGAAGAAUAUACUAAUUUAGUCAAACAUUUUCAUGCAGCGUGAGAGAAAAAAACCACCAAUCCUUGAUUUAUAACUUGUUAAGCCAUUUGUUUACUUGUAAUGUUUGUCCUUAAAUGUCCCUGCUCUGCUCUCUCUGCGUGGUGCUGAAAUGACUGUGCUACCAGUGCAGGCCAAUGUAAUCAGUGUCAGAUUGUUCUCUCAAGUGUCCUCAAAGACUCAGCAGCUUAAUGGAUGCAAAUGAACAUGAAAUAUGACUUCCUCUUAUAUAGGCUAUGCAAGAUAUCCACCAGCACAAUAUACUGUUGCCGACAGGCUUUGUUCCACUCAGUCUUCUAUUUAGAUACUAGAGUAUAUUUCUCAAUAUAAUGCUUUGGAUCCAGUAAUUGCAUUUUCUACAAUAAUGUUGUGCUGUAGUGUUUUUGCGCAGACAGACAAGCGUAUAUUUGUGAGUGAGACGUUUAGUCUGUCUCGGUUAAAGCUGCCCUUUGAAACAGGACCUAGGGUAGAGGAUCAAUCUCAUGAUGCAGCCUGACAGUGACUUCCUGUCUGUGAUGGCGCUCAGCUGGGCUUGCUGGACGAAUCAGCUGCAGAGUGGUGGAGAAGAAGAGGGGAGGAGAUGAGUCAUUACUGCACACACUGACCCAUGAAGAACCCGCCAGCUCAGCCAUCGGCCUGUGAUUGCUUCCUGCCCAGCGCCGGGCACACACACUUUUACACACAGACACACAAAUUGACACACCGAGACAUGUAAGUAUGCACAUACACAACCAGGUACGCACCGGACAUACCAUAAAACUUCAAAUAAUAGCCCGGGCGUUUAUUUGCUUUUCAAUCACUGAACCGCCAGGCUCCUUAUUUCCUUAACGCACACAGCUUUUGCUCAGAAAAAUGUUGGGAAGUCUACCAUACUGUUUAUUGUGACCGGUAUAAACAUUACAAUAACAAAUCCAUUGCUCUUUAUCUACUUUUGAGCAAUCUCAAUGGUACUCUAUAAAGUUCACUCGUAAACAAUAACUUUAGACCCAGCAUUUAUUUGAAACAGCCGUUUAUUUGUUGACAACUUGUGCCGAUUAUUGGCUAUUAAAUUAGACAGGCAGCUAUUUGAGACUGGAAAAUGCACACACACCAGAAUGACCCGCAGAGGCCUACAGUGCCUUCGGAAAGUAUUGAAACACAUUGACCUUUUCCACAUUUUGUUACGUUACAGCCUUAUUCUAAAAUUUAUGAAAUAGUUUUUUUCCCUCU
Salmo salar (Atlantic salmon) is the source of this 2442-nucleotide messenger RNA. The record is from RefSeq and is a predicted model, not a curated record. Lineage: Eukaryota; Metazoa; Chordata; Actinopteri; Salmoniformes; Salmonidae.